AUGCCAUACGCCUUAUCUGAAGCUCAUAGACAAUUGACUGAAGGUCACUUAAGAGACACCGACCCAGAAGUUGAUCAAAUUAUCAAAGAUGAAGUUGAUAGACAAAAGCAUUCAAUUGUGUUGAUUGCUAGUGAAAACUUCACCACUACUUCUGUUUUCGAUGCUUUGGGAACUCCAAUGAGUAAUAAGUACUCUGAAGGUUAUCCAGGUGCUAGAUACUAUGGUGGUAAUGAACAUAUUGACAGAAUGGAGACUUUAUGUCAACAAAGAGCAUUGAAAGCAUUUCAUUUAUCUCCUGAUAAGUGGGGGGUCAAUGUGCAAACUUUAAGUGGAUCACCAGCUAAUUUACAAGUGUAUCAAGCUAUUAUGAAACCUCAUGAUCGUUUAAUGGGAUUGGAUUUACCUCAUGGUGGUCAUUUAUCACAUGGAUAUCAAACCGACACCAGAAAGAUUAGUGCUGUUUCCACUUAUUUUGAAACUAUGCCAUAUAGAGUUGAUUUGGAAACUGGAUUGAUUGAUUAUGAUAUGUUGGAAAAGACUGCUGUCUUGUACAGACCUAAAGUGCUUGUUGCUGGUACUAGUGCAUAUUGUAGAUUGAUUGAUUACAAGAAGAUGAGGGAAAUUGCUGAUAAAGUUGGUGCCUACCUUGUGGUUGAUAUGGCUCAUAUUUCAGGUUUAAUUGCUGCUGGUGUUAUCCCAUCUCCAUUUGAAUAUGCUGAUAUUGUUACCACCACUACUCACAAAUCUUUAAGAGGUCCAAGAGGUGCUAUGAUUUUCUUCAGAAAAGGAGUUAGAUCAGUUAACCCUAAAACUGGACAAGAAAUUAUGUAUGAUUUGGAAAACCCAAUCAAUUUUUCGGUGUUUCCUGGACAUCAAGGUGGUCCACACAAUCAUACCAUUGCUGCUUUGGCCACUGCUUUGAAACAAGCUGAUACUCAAGAGUUUAAAGAUUAUCAACAACAAGUUGUUAAAAAUGCUAAGGCAUUGGAAGAACAAUUCAAAGCCAAGGGCUAUAAAUUAGUUUCUGAUGGAACUGAUUCUCACAUGGUGCUUGUUUCAUUAAAAGAUAAGCAAAUCGAUGGUGCUAGAAUUGAAACUGUUUGUGAACGUAUCAAUAUUGCUUUGAACAAAAACUCCAUCCCAGGGGAUAAAUCAGCCUUGGUUCCUGGUGGAGUAAGAAUUGGUGCACCAGCAAUGACAACUAGAGGUCUUGGAGAAGAGGAUUUCAAGAGAAUUGUCGAUUAUAUUGAUUUUGCUGUCAACUAUGCUAAAGAAGUUCAAGCUAGUUUACCUAAAGAUGCCAACAAGUUGAAGGAUUUCAAGAAUAAAGUGUUGCAUGGGCAAGAUGAGAAAUUGGAUGCGGUCAAGGCUGAAAUUUCCGAAUGGGCCGGUUCAUUCCCAUUGGCUGUUUAA
Molecule: messenger RNA, 1413 nt
Organism: Lodderomyces parapsilosis
Lineage: Eukaryota; Fungi; Ascomycota; Pichiomycetes; Serinales; Debaryomycetaceae
Gene: SHM2
Product: glycine hydroxymethyltransferase
Exons: 1
Coding region: 1-1413 (470 amino acids)
Biological process (GO): folic acid metabolic process; tetrahydrofolate interconversion; L-serine catabolic process
Cellular component (GO): cytoplasm
Molecular function (GO): serine binding; pyridoxal phosphate binding; zinc ion binding
Source: RefSeq, a predicted model, not a curated record